Messenger RNA from Helianthus annuus (common sunflower), 1855 nucleotides. RefSeq names its product probable receptor-like protein kinase At1g80640. The record is from RefSeq and is a predicted model, not a curated record. The transcript has 8 exons. Gene Ontology annotation, molecular function: ATP binding; protein kinase activity. Bases 5 to 1651 code for a protein of 548 amino acids. Gene Ontology annotation, biological process: protein phosphorylation. Gene Ontology annotation, cellular component: plasma membrane. NCBI's taxonomy places the organism in Eukaryota, Viridiplantae, Streptophyta, Magnoliopsida, Asterales, Asteraceae.
GCCGAUGGUUUUGACGGAGGAAAGCAGUCUAGAACCACUGCGUUAUACUGUCCGGCAGGUGGUAAAGCCGGAAGAUCAAGUGGUUGUCCUUGUUUUCUUUAAUUCUGGCGAUCUGCAACAAUCACCAGUUAUGUCCAGUUGUUGUAUUGUAACUGAUGGCAGGAAACAUCAGCCAAGUGAAAGGGAAAGAUACAUUGCAAUUCUAAGAGAGGAAAUCAGUCAGCGUACUAAAAACUAUAUGAGGAUCUUUAGACCUUUUUAUAAGGAAUGCAAAAAUAUGAGGGUGAAGUUUAUGGUAAAGAUUGUCUUUGGAUCAGCGAUUGAUGCGAUUAUUUCAGAAGAGAGAAACAAUACAGGCGCAACUUCGGUUCUUAUAGGAAGGAGUUUUGCGAUGCAGCAUGCACAAUGGGCAAAUCAAAGAAGCUGCAGAUCAUCAUCAGAGAGAGAUGAUGCAGAAAUAAUUGUGUGCAAUUGCAAGCCUUCACGAGAUGUUCCCGAAUCAUCAAGAGCCCAAAUUGCAGCUAAUUUAACUAAAAAAAUGUCAAAGAUCAAGAAGAAACCCUUGUCCCAUGAUGAGCAAAAACCAAUAUAUUGCACCCUCCCAAAUUUUGAAGGAAUUUAUGGCCCUUCUUCGAGUUCUCCAAGCGUCGAAAGUACAAACGAUUCUGAAGGUGUAGAAAAUAUUAAAGACCAAAUAACAUCUACAUCAUUCCAUGAAAAUGGAUUUUUGGUUGAACUAAGUUGGGAAGAUAUCUCUGAGAUAACGGAGCGGUUUAAGGACAUAAUUCAAUUCGAUUCGAGGGAGUGUUUUCAAAUGUUUCGUGGGCGUCUUGAAGAUCGUUCUCUUGUUUUCGUGAAGAGAUACAUUGGUACCGAGUGUCGAUACGUUCUUGAAGCCGAAAAGAAGGCAGCUUUAACUAUGUCCCAUAAGAACGUUCUUGGAUUAUAUGGUUACCACAUGAAUGAGAAUGCCAUGGCCUUGGUUUUUUCUUGUACUUCUAGAGCUGGAGGUGCACUAUUGAACAGAUUCUUAAAUGGAUCUUGGAAAGAGUUGGAAAAUCUAUUUGAAAAUAAGAUGAAAAUAGCGAUUGGAAUAGCUCAAGGUUUACGUUACAUGCACGAACAAUAUCCACAAGGGCUUGUUGUUCAUCGUGAUCUACGACCAUGCAGCGUCCUUUUAGGAAACAACUUAGUACCUCAGAUCACGGGCUUUGGUCAUGCAAAAUGGUUGACAUUAGAUAAAUCAUCGCUUACCAGGAAUAGUUGCGGGCACAUGCAUCCUUCUGAUCCGAGUUCAUUAGCAUUGAUAAAGUCAGAUAUUCUUGCAUUUGGGAUAUUGCUAUUGAGGUUGUUUUGCAAAAGAUCAGCUCCAAGGGAUGAUAAUUCUUUCGUUACAUGGGCAAGAUGCUUACUAGCUCAGCGAGCUUAUCAUAUGUUAUAUGAUGAAUCCGAGUAUGAUGUUCAUGGGCUACUUGUGGUGACAUCAGUUGCUGCUCGAUGCAUUAGCACCAGACCAAAUUCAAGGCCAUGCAUGAGCAAGGUACUUUCAUGUCUAAAAGGAGAGCUUAGUUGCGCUGAGCAAACAUUUCCAUCAACUGAAAGCAGUCCAAACCUGGCCUCAACUCCAGACUUAAAUCCAUGGGAUUUGUAAAAAGCUACACGAAAUGUUGCGAUUUAACUCGACAGCCCAUAUUUCAGUACAAACACACCCAGUUAGUUAGGUUCAUAAAUAUAUGCAGGAACUGUGGAUAUAACUUACUUCCCCCUUGUGAUAUGUUUCACAAUUUAACUAUGGAUCGAGCAAAACGAUUAAAUAAACGAUGUGAUCAUCGAGAUGAGUACGUUGCUAUUGAAA